GUUUAUACUUGGUAUUUACUGAUGUUCAUUUUUUUGUAGGGAAAAUUCACACCAUUAAUCUAACUUAUUGGGGUUCUUCUAAUAUUAAUCCCACAUAUGAGUAAUUCCAAUUUAAUCCAAUCUAUAUAGGGUAUCUUCUCAAAAUAAACCCCAACCUGAAUGAAUCAGGUUAUCCGGUCACCCUAUCACACGUGUCCUAUUCCUAUUGGGUUUCUACAUUUUAAUCUUUUUGUUUUAGUUUUUUUUUAUUUCUUUACUCUAUAGGACCACAGCUCCUUCCUUCCGACAUCAGAUCAGCUCGUCUUUCUCCCUCACCUCUCCCCUUUCUUCUUUCGCCUGGUCAGCUCCUCCUCUCCAAUUUCUUGUUCUUUGAUGCCAGCCCUCCGUCCGUCCCAGUGUCGCCGUCAGUCCGUCUAUUUACCAUUUCACCCCAGAUGGUCUGAUCUCCAUGAACCAUUGGUUGAUUGUCAUUCAAUCUAUGUCAAGUUAGUUUUUGAAUUGACCAAAAUAACUUGUCCACUUCUGAAAUUGAAAGAAAGAAGUUCACAUUUGAGAUGGCCGAAAACCUAAUUAAACAAAACAAAAUGAAAUUGAAGGUGUAAAAGAGAUAGUCAUCUGCGGUGGAGGGAGAGCAUAAACAAAAAGAAGAAGAAAAAUAACAGAGGAUGCGGAGGAUAAUCCAUUGCUAGAGUAAAUUUGGAUAUGGAAACCCAUGGCUACAGCUCAAACCAUUCCAACAUCUCUUCUUCCUCAUUAGUGUACUGCCCGAUCAAUUCCAUCCGAGUGGAAUAAACUCAAACAGAAGAGAAGACAGAUGGGAAAGUCCUGACCUGAACAAGCAAAGAAAACUUCUCAGUGAGAGAUGGGUAAUUCGCAGUCGUAUUCUACCGAUCCCCGUUUCGCUUCCGCUAAAAGAGCGUUCACCGAGAAGGAACUUGAAGACCUGAACUUUUUGUUCCUUUCCCUCUCCGAGAAAUCAGAAUCAAAUGCGCAAUACAUCUCCCCUUCUGUUUUCAAGGUGCACAUUGGGAUUGAAGGGAAGUUGGGGGAUAGAUUAUUCGACUUGGUCACUCAGAACCGCAAAGAUCAAAAGCUUACCUUUGAAGAUCUUGUUAUUGCUAAAGCAACUUAUGAAAAGGGAACAAAAGAUGAGAUGGAAGAGUUUGUCUAUCAACUGUUAGAUGUAUCUGGUGACGGAACUGUUGAAAGGUCCGAUCUUGAAGCUGUAUUAAAUGCAAUGCUUGAUAAUAUAUUUUCUCAUAAAUGCUCUGAAGGAGGACCGGGUUCAAAUUCAGAUAUUAUUGACAUAUUACUCAGUGCUGCAAAUUUCACAAUAGAUACUCAAAAUCCAGCUGCAAGUUGUAUAUCUUAUGGGGAUUUUAGGAAGUGGUGUGAACUGCUCCCAUCUGUCAGGAAGUUCCUAGGAAGUUUGCUGAAGCCAUCUGACUCAGGUUCUGACGUUCCUAGAUUAGUUCACCAGGACAAUAUUCGUUCUGAUAUGAUACUGUUAAGGAAGGAAUACGCAUGGUUAAUUGGAGGUGCCCUCCCACAAGAGGAGCUCCGUGAAUGGAAGCUUCUUUAUCACAGUGCAGUCCAUGGCUUGAGCUUCAACACCUUCUUGGGAAAUAUGGCUGAAUUGCAGAAAUGACAAAUGUCCUGCCGUAUUAAUCAUAAAAGACAAGAAUGGCAAUACAUAUGGGGGUUAUGCUUCUCAACCAUGGGAGAGACAUGGUGAAUUUUAUGGAGAUAUGAAGUCAUUCAUCUUCCAGCUUUACCCAAAAGCAUCAAUUUAUCGCCCCACAGGAGCAAACUACAAUAUACAGUGGUGUGCUGUGAAUUUUAGUUCAGAAAGCAUUCCCAAUGGAAUAGGGUUUGGUGGUAGAGUGAAUCAUUUUGGUUUGUUCAUAUCAGCCAAUUUUGAUCAAGGCCAUACUUUCCCCUGCACCACGUUUGGAAGCCCUAGCUUGUCGGGAUGCAACAUCAUAUAUCCAGAAACGAUUGAAUGCUGGGAAGUCCAAAUCAAGAAAGCUCAAGAAGAAGCACAUCAUGAUCGCAUCAAAGGUUCCGUUCUUGAGAGAUUCAAAGAGGACAAAAAUAUGCUUAAUAUGGUUGGCCUUGCAAAUUCAAGCGAUUGAUCUGCCCUAAUUCCUGGCAUUAAUGUAACUUAUAACAAACGUGUAUGUUGGUGACUUGGUGUUGAAUAUCUAAAUGCUGUCACUAAGUCAAUAGAAUCAUACAAAAAUAGCUACUCUUCGCGUAUCACUAGUUCUGAG
This is a messenger RNA of Cuscuta epithymum, 2273 nucleotides long. The record is from the annotation of a GenBank genome assembly. NCBI's taxonomy places the organism in Eukaryota, Viridiplantae, Streptophyta, Magnoliopsida, Solanales, Convolvulaceae.